AUGAGUUUCGCAAACAUGCUCAACAAGCUGUCCGGACAGCCGGAGAGCUACGAAAAGAAGGCUCUCUAUAAAUUCGGACGGACGCUGGGUGCUGGUACAUACGGAAUUGUUCGCGAGGCGGAUGCCACCGAUGGACAGAAGGUUGCGGUCAAGAUAAUUCUGAAGAAAAAUGUCCGUGGCAACGAGGGCAUGGUCCACGAUGAGCUUGAGAUGCUGCAAUCACUCCAACAUCCCCACAUUGUCUCUUUCGUCGACUGGUUCGAAUCUAAGGACAAAUUCUAUAUCGUUACACAGCUAGCCACCGGUGGCGAGUUGUUCGACCGGAUCUGCGAGUAUGGCAAGUUCACUGAGAAGGAUGCGUCGCAGACCAUCCGCCAGGUGCUUGAUGCUGUGAACUAUCUGCACAAGCGCAACAUCGUUCACCGGGACUUGAAACCCGAGAACCUCCUGUACCUCACCCGCUCCGCCGACUCUCAAUUGGUCUUGGCAGAUUUCGGUAUCGCGAAGAUGCUACACAGCCCCUCCGAGGUACUGACCAGCAUGGCCGGCUCCUUUGGAUAUGCUGCUCCCGAGGUCAUGCUCAAGCAGGGCCACGGCAAGGCCGUCGAUAUGUGGUCGCUCGGUGUCAUCACCUAUACCCUCCUGUGUGGCUACUCCCCCUUCCGAUCCGAGAACUUGACCGACCUCAUCGAAGAAUGCCGAACAGGCCGCAUCAUCUUCCACGAGCGGUACUGGCGCGAUGUGUCCCAGGACGCCAAAGAUUUCAUUCUCACUCUCCUGAAUACGGACCCCGCCAAGCGAGUUUCCUCCGAGGAAGCCCUCAAGCACGUAUGGCUGACCGGAGAGACUGCGAGUGACCGUGACUUGCUGCCUGAAAUCCGCACCUACAUUGCGCGUGCCCGUCUCCGCCGCGGAAUCGAGAUCGUCAAGCUCGCCAACCGUAUCGAGUCGCUCAAGAUGCACGAGGAAGAGGAUGGAGAUGCAGAGGAUAUCCCCAGUCCCAUGGACAUGGGCGACUCAACCGAAGAGCCAAGUGCAGCGGAGCCAUCAGUGCCAAGCGGCGAUGCCAGUCCUACCUCUGGCCAUGCUAAGAAGAAGAGUCUGGCCAGCGCUGCUCGCGGUGCUAUUUUCCGUGAAGUUGUUCUGGCUAAGGUUCGUGAGCAGAAGGAGACUGAGGAGCGGGAGAAGGUUGAACGUGAAGCUCGCGAGAAGGCUACUUCUUCGUAA
This is a messenger RNA of Penicillium hordei, 1227 nucleotides long. Its product is annotated as serine/threonine-protein kinase. Gene Ontology annotation, molecular function: ATP binding; calcium/calmodulin-dependent protein kinase activity. The record is from RefSeq and is a predicted model, not a curated record. The transcript is spliced from 5 exons. Gene Ontology annotation, biological process: cellular response to oxidative stress; protein phosphorylation. Lineage: Eukaryota; Fungi; Ascomycota; Eurotiomycetes; Eurotiales; Aspergillaceae. The coding region runs from base 1 to 1227 and encodes 408 amino acids.